AUGUUUUUAAAUUAUGAAAGAUUUACAUGCAAAUUUACAUUCGAUUCUAAAAAGCAGAAGAUACAAUUUGGUCACCACCUAGAAAGCGGUUAUCCAGGAAAUGCUUUGAAAGAAGGAGAAUUGAAAUGUAAUGAUGAGAUAUUCGCAUACACUGAAUCGAAACCUUUUAUAACAGUCCAACUGUCUAUUUUAUGGAACGGAUCAAAAGCACUUGACAACACGUACAACACACGUAUUGUCGUGUAUAAAUGCGCCCAUAUGGGUGAUGAAUGCGCAGCAUGUCUACACAAGAACUACUCGUGCAUGUGGAAUUUAGAAACCGGAGAAUGUAAAUACUACAGCUCAGAUGAUAAAUCCAACAUAACUGAUUCCUGGUUGCAUGAUAUGCAGGACUGUUUGAAUCUAACAAUAUUUCAAAAAAUCUUGCGUAAAAAACAAUCGACAAGGUCAACGGAAAACAUCCAAAAUUCAACAAUAUUUCAAAAGAACCAAUCAGCAAAUUGGUUAACAGAACACAUGUAUUUAAUAAUAACACUAAUAGUGGCUGUAACAUUCACUGUAGUUGCAGUAUUCGUUAUCUAUUCUAGAAGAUCUGCAGUUAGAUCGCGAAAAAUGCAACAACAAAUGAAUAAAAUGGGCAUGCAAAUGAUAGCUAUGUCGCAAUGCGUAAAACGCGUCGUGAUUGAAAACGAAAUUAGGCUGGACAAAAAUGAAUUAGACAUACUGAAACUACCAAACGUCACCAUCGUAUACGAACCUUAUCCAACAACAGAAGCAAAUAAAAUGGUAUCGAGGAGCGAAUAUGAAUUACCGCCGGAUGAAAAGUGGGAAAUUCCUCGAAAAAACGUUGUUCUGGGUGAAUUUCUAGGGGAAGGAGAGUUUGGAAGAGUUGUCAAAGGAAAUGUUUCAGGCCACUUACAGCAGCACAACGUCACAACAGUAGCAGUGAAAAUGUUGAAAAAUACCCACAAGGACAAAGAUUUGGUUAAUUUAGUAACCGAAAUGGAACUGAUGAAACUAAUCGGCAGACAUGACAAUGUACUUAGCCUACUCGGAUGUUGUACGCAAGAUGGACCAUUGCUCAUCAUCAUCGAAUACUCUCCUCAUGGAAAUUUACUAGAUUUCCUCAGAAACCACUACCAACCUUCAAAAGCCAGCGAAAAUGACUUGUCUGAAAAAGUUCAGCUUACAUUUGCUCUACAAAUAGCCAGAGGCAUGGAAUACUUGGCUUCUAUAAAACUAAUUCACCGAGACCUCGCUGCUCGAAAUAUCCUGAUAUUUGACGAUUAUGUGCUGAAAAUAGCUGAUUUUGGAUUAGCCAAAGAUAUUCGAAACGCUGACUACUAUAAACAAAAGACCAAAGGUAGAUUACCAGUAAAAUGGAUGGCACCUGAAACCUUGACUCACCGACGUCAUUCCCCCCAAUCUGAUGUGUAA
Planococcus citri (citrus mealybug) is the source of this 1437-nucleotide messenger RNA. RefSeq names its product fibroblast growth factor receptor homolog 1-like. The record is from RefSeq and is a predicted model, not a curated record. Gene Ontology annotation, molecular function: transmembrane receptor protein tyrosine kinase activity; ATP binding. Gene Ontology annotation, biological process: cell surface receptor protein tyrosine kinase signaling pathway; protein phosphorylation; multicellular organism development. Gene Ontology annotation, cellular component: signaling receptor complex; plasma membrane. The coding region runs from base 1 to 1437 and encodes 478 amino acids. NCBI's taxonomy places the organism in Eukaryota, Metazoa, Arthropoda, Insecta, Hemiptera, Pseudococcidae. The transcript has 4 exons.